AUGACUGAGUACUCGAAGCAUAAUGUUGAAAUUACAAUUGAAUUUGUGGUUUUAGACAAAAACAAGCCAAAGAUACAGACAGUUGUCAAUAAAACUGAUAUCAUUCACAACGAUUAUAGGACAAUGCAGCUUGAAGUUUUAGCUGGAAACCACUCUCUCGUGACCACUGUAGUUGAAAAUGGACUGCGAUUUCAUGUUGAUCUAGCCACAGUAUACUGGAAUUCAAGGCUUUCAACUGAAAGGCAGAGGCUUCUGAAUUACUUUACACGUGAUGAUGUUAUCUGUGAUGUUUUUGCUGGGGUGGGCCCAAUAGCUUUAGCUGCUGCAAGGAAAGUAAAGCAUGUAUAUGCUAACGAUUUGAAUCCUUAUGCUGUUGAUUAUUUGGAGAGAAAUUCUGUCCUUAACAAACUUGAGAGGAAGAUUGAGGUUUUCAACAUGGAUGGAAGGAGGUUCAUUGACACUAUUUUUGCAAGCCAUAAAACUCGACCAGUGACACAAGUAGUCAUGAAUUUGCCAAAUGAUGCGACAGAGUUUCUUGAUGCAUUCAGGGGAUUAUUCAGAAAACAUCAUAAGGAUAGAGGGUAUACCUUACCCAGAAUUCAUGUGUAUGGGUUUUCAAAAGCUCAGGAUCCAGAGUUUGACUUCCAUGAGCGCAUUAGGAUUGCUCUGUCUGAGGUGGCUUUUGAUGUGGAGAUGCACAGAGUUCGCAUUGUUGCACCUGGAAAAUGGAUGCUGUGUGCAUCAUUCACUCUGCCCGAGCGUGUAGCAUAUUCAAAAACAGUAUCAAUUUUGUAAUUUUGUAAGUUGGUGAGCUUCUUACUCUGUAAAUGAAAUUGUACCCAUAACUUGAAAAUAGAUGAAUUUUUUCUUUUGCCUCAUGA
This is a messenger RNA of Coffea eugenioides, 881 nucleotides long. Its product is annotated as tRNA (guanine(37)-N1)-methyltransferase 1-like. Lineage: Eukaryota; Viridiplantae; Streptophyta; Magnoliopsida; Gentianales; Rubiaceae. The transcript has 7 exons. Gene Ontology annotation, cellular component: cytoplasm. The record is from RefSeq and is a predicted model, not a curated record. The coding region runs from base 1 to 795 and encodes 264 amino acids. Gene Ontology annotation, biological process: tRNA N1-guanine methylation.